Microthlaspi erraticum is the source of this 372-nucleotide messenger RNA. Lineage: Eukaryota; Viridiplantae; Streptophyta; Magnoliopsida; Brassicales; Brassicaceae. The record is from the annotation of a GenBank genome assembly.
AUGCGAUCUAUUAAAUUCGUCAGGAAGAAGCUUAGUGACGGGCAAACUCGUCCUGUUAAAUUCAAGAUCCUCGCGUUCCUCGUCUUCGGUAGGCCUACACGUGACUGCCUGUUCGCUGAUCCAGCUAGAGAUGGAAUCAGCUUGCUCAAGAUUUGGAACAUGAAUAAGUUUACUGGCAUAGUUGGUGUGUUCAACUGUCAAGGAGCUGGUUGGUGCAAGGACACUAAGAAGAACAGGAUUCAUGAUAAUUCUCCUGGUACGCUCACUGGUUCGGUCCGUGCGGAUGAUGCUGAUCACAUUUCACAAGUGGCUGGUGCAGAUUGGAGUGGUGAUUCAAUAGUCUACGCUUACAAAUCACGUAAACAAAAAUGA